Camellia sinensis is the source of this 689-nucleotide messenger RNA. Lineage: Eukaryota; Viridiplantae; Streptophyta; Magnoliopsida; Ericales; Theaceae. The record is from RefSeq and is a predicted model, not a curated record.
AUGGUUCUGGUUGCCUGUGGAUGGAGGCAUACAAUAUCUGUCUCAUCUUCUGGUGGUUUAUACACUUAUGGGUGGAGUAAGUAUGGUCAAUUAGGACAUGGAGAUUUUGAAGACCACCUCAUACCUCAUAGGCUGGAAGCCCUGCGUGAAAAUUUUAUUUCACAGAGAUCUCAAUACUCUGUUCUCUUUCUCUGUCUUCUUGGUGACAAGAAAGUAGUUCAGAUCUCAUGUGGGUGGAGGCAUACACUUGUUUUUAUUGAAAGACAAAAUGUAUUUUCUUGGGGAAAAGGUACAAAUGGACAGCUUGGGCAUGGGGAGUCAGUUGACCGAAACAUUCCAAAGAUGAUAGAAUCUCUGAGUGCGGAUGGAUCUAGUGGACAACAGAUAGAAUCUUCAAAACUUGACCCAUCUACAGGGAAAGCUUUGGUUUCUCCAAUUGAGAGAUAUGCAGUUGUUCCUGAUGACAACGUAAGUGUUCCUUCCACAGUCUUCAUUGUCUUCAUUACUGGUAUGAUGGAAGCGGCACUCAUUAAAAGAAAAAAAAGGGGAGGUGGAAGAGGCAAGAUUAAGUGUUCUUACGAGUAAAUCAAAUUCUAGGGCUUGAAGCUACAAACUAGUUAUUCAUAUUUAAGUUUCAACAAGCACUGCAUAGUGCAAUACAAAUGAUAUUUAAGCAUACACGUAUUUGA